This is a messenger RNA of Vicia faba (fava bean), 315 nucleotides long. The record is from the annotation of a GenBank genome assembly. Lineage: Eukaryota; Viridiplantae; Streptophyta; Magnoliopsida; Fabales; Fabaceae.
AUGGAAAGUGAAAACAAUCUCAAGCAGAAGCAGAAGCUAGAGCUUGUUGUUUGUAAUGGUGUUAAAGAUGUAUUUGGAAUGGAUUUCUACGUGGAACAUGAGUCUUGUUGUUUCUGUAUUGGAGGAUUUUCUUGCUACUAUAUUGGAGGCUAUGAACAAGGAUACGGAACUUUCAUACAAGUUGGUUUGUUCUGCAUGGUGAUUCCAUUCAAAUGGGUGGUUUUUAUGAUCCAUUACCAUGAUUGUAAAGAGAGAUAUUUGGUAAAGAAAACAGAUGAGGAAUUAGGGAAAGAUGUUAGAGUGCUUCAGAAGUAA